AUGACAAUCAAGUUUGUGGUCAUCCUCUUGUUACUUCUGCUCGUUCAAGGUGCUCGUCCUGAUCAGCUGGAAUAUGGCGACGACGAUGAAGAUCUCCAUGACACCACUGUCAAUCAAAUGCUGGUCCCCAGGUCGCACCAGGAGGAUGCCACACUCAUACUGAACAAUUUGCUCAAGGAAUAUGACAAAACGCUCCGGCCAGACAUUGGAGUGAAACCAACAGUCAUCGAUGUGGGCAUAUAUGUCAACAGCAUUGGGCCUGUGUCAUCCAUCGAUAUGGAGUACCAGAUCGAUAUUAUCUUCGCCCAGACUUGGGUGGACACCCGUCUGCGUUACAACAGCAGCAGCAUGAAGAUUCUAACCCUCAACAGCAAUAUGGUCGGCCUAAUCUGGCUCCCCGACACCAUCUUUAGGAAUUCCAAGAACGCUGACUCUCACUGGAUAACGACCCCCAAUCAGCUGCUCCGGAUCUGGAACAAUGGAAAAAUACUUUACACACUGAGGAUGACCAUCAACGCAGAAUGCCAGCUGCAACUUCAUAAUUUCCCAAUGGACGAACACUCCUGUCCUCUCGUCUUCUCCAGCUACGGCUACCCGCGAGACGAAAUCAUUUACAAGUGGAGGCGGAACUCAGUGGAGACGUCGGACAAGAAAUACUGGAGGCUUUACCAGUUUGAUUUCAUGGGGCUUAGAAACACCACGGAUGUGCUCACGACGACAGCGGGUGACUACGUGUUGAUGACAGUGUACUUUGACCUCAGCAGAAGGAUGGGCUACUUCACCAUCCAGACCUACAUCCCCUGCAUCCUGACUGUGGUCCUCUCCUGGGUCUCCUUCUGGAUUAAGAGCGACGCCACGCCUGCGAGGACGGCCCUAGGUAUCACCACGGUCCUGACCAUGACCACCCUGAGCACAGUGGCCAGGAACUCUCUACCCAGAGUGUCCUACGUGACGGCCAUGGACCUGUUUGUCACCGUCUGCUUCCUGUUCGUCUUCGCUGCCAUGAUCGAGUACGCCAUGCUCAACUACUACUCCUACAGUAUACGCAGACCGCCCGCCAAGACACAGAGAAUGGCCUAUUCAUCUUUCAACAUGGGUCGCACCCCUCGGCCCAUGAUGCCGAUGGGAAACUCUCUCUUUUGGCACGACUACGACGACAACUGCAUGUACGAGUGCCUGGACGGGAAAGACUGCAAGAGCUUCUUCUGCUGCUACGAAGAGUGUAAAGAAGGCGGCUGGAGGAAAGGACGGAUCCACGUCAAGUUGGAAGAGUUGGAUUCCUACUCCCGGGUUUUCUUCCCGACUUCCUUCUUGCUUUUCAACAUCGUCUACUGGGUCAGCUACCUCUACCUCUAG
Molecule: messenger RNA, 1356 nt
Organism: Scomber japonicus (chub mackerel)
Lineage: Eukaryota; Metazoa; Chordata; Actinopteri; Scombriformes; Scombridae
Product: gamma-aminobutyric acid receptor subunit gamma-3-like
Exons: 10
Coding region: 1-1356 (451 amino acids)
Biological process (GO): nervous system process; signal transduction; regulation of postsynaptic membrane potential
Cellular component (GO): synapse; dendrite membrane; neuron projection
Molecular function (GO): GABA-gated chloride ion channel activity; transmitter-gated monoatomic ion channel activity involved in regulation of postsynaptic membrane potential; inhibitory extracellular ligand-gated monoatomic ion channel activity
Source: RefSeq, a predicted model, not a curated record